UUAAAAUCUAGAGGCCGAAGGAACUGUAUUGCUAUGGCCAAGCUCUCCACUCAUGGGAAUUUGUCAAAGCUACUUUCUGAGUGCAAGGACCAUUUUGUUGCUACUUGCCAAGGGGGCCGUAAGAAUGACAAGGUUGACAAUCUCUCCCAGGUUUCUGGCUAAAAGUACUUGCCUUUCGUGUGGGCCUGAAGUUUUUGACCAGACGCCUAGAGCACUGAGGUGGCAAAGCAGACCAACAAUUGAAAUACAACCAUUUCUAGUGU
This is a messenger RNA of Rubroshorea leprosula, 263 nucleotides long. NCBI's taxonomy places the organism in Eukaryota, Viridiplantae, Streptophyta, Magnoliopsida, Malvales, Dipterocarpaceae. The record is from the annotation of a GenBank genome assembly.